This is a messenger RNA of Tremella mesenterica DSM 1558, 303 nucleotides long. RefSeq lists its product as uncharacterized. The annotation marks the transcript as partial. The record is from RefSeq and is a predicted model, not a curated record. The transcript is spliced from 2 exons. Gene Ontology annotation, cellular component: cytoplasm; nucleus. Gene Ontology annotation, molecular function: protein tag activity. NCBI's taxonomy places the organism in Eukaryota, Fungi, Basidiomycota, Tremellomycetes, Tremellales, Tremellaceae. Gene Ontology annotation, biological process: tRNA thio-modification; protein urmylation.
CAACUUACAUACAGAGGCGGUUUACACCUACUCUUUUCUCAAAAACCAAAACAUACAAUCCACAUACCUUGUCAAAUACCUCAAUCCGACCUACCUGAAGCUCCUGAUAUGCGAUAUCUGGUAAGAUGGCUGAAAGAGAAUUUGUUAAGUGAAAGACCGGAGAUGUUUGGGGAAGGUGAUAGUGUCCGACCGGGGAUAUUGGUCCUGAUCAACGAUGCCGAUUGGGAGUUAGAAGGAGAGUUAGAAUAUUUAUUGAAAGAUGGUGAUGAGGUGGUUUUCAUUUCGACUUUGCAUGGGGGAUGA